AUGUCAUCCCGCUCGGACAGUGGGAGUGGGGAGGACUCGUUGGACCGGCUCCUGCCCCCCACCGGGGCCCCUCGCAGAAAGAGUGCUACCUCUCUCAGUAAAACUGAGCCUCCAUUGCUCCGCACAGGCACACGCACCAUCUACACCGCUGGCCGACCUCCCUGGUAUGACGAGCACGGAGCACAGUCAAAAGAGGCCUUUGUCAUUGGGUUGUGUGGGGGCAGCGCCUCAGGGAAGACCACCGUGGCCAAUAAGAUCAUUGAGGCUCUGGAUGUGCCGUGGGUUGUGCUGUUGUCUAUGGAUUCUUUCUACAAGGUUUUAUCUCCUGAGGAGCAAAACUUGGCAGCAAGCAACGACUACAACUUCGAUCAUCCGGGGGCAUUUGACUUUGAGCUGCUGGUUGCCACUGUGAGAAAGCUGAAGCAGGGCAAGAGUGUGAAGAUCCCAGUGUAUGAUUUCACCACACAUGGAAGACAGAAAGACUGGAAGAAUGUGUAUGGUGCCAGUGUAAUCAUAUUUGAGGGAAUUAUGUCUUUCGCAGACAAAGAGCUUCUUCAGCUCCUGGAUAUGAAAAUCUUUGUGGACACAGACUCAGACAUUCGGCUGGUCCGCCGGCUCCGCAGGGACAUCACAGAGCGAGGACGGGACAUUGAAGGCGUCAUCAAGCAAUACAACAAGUUUGUGAAGCCAGCCUUCGAGCAGUACAUUGAGCCGGCCAUGAGAAUGGCUGAUAUUGUCGUGCCGAGAGGUGGUGGCAACAUGGUGGCCAUUGAUCUGAUAGUCCAGCACGUUCACAGCCAGCUGGAAGAGCGUGAGCUCAGUGUCAGGGCGCUCCUGGCUUCCGCCCAGCAGACACAGCCGCUGCCCCAGACGCUCAGUGUGUUGGAGAGUACUCCGCAGGUCAGAGGCCUCCACACCAUCAUCAGGGAUAAAGAAACCAGUCGGGAUGAAUUCAUCUUCUACUCAAAGAGAUUAAUGCGGCUUCUCAUUGAACACGCGCUAACAUUUCUACCAUCUCAGCCAUGUAUAGUUCAGACUCCACAGGGCCAAGAGUACGAAGGCCGCACUAACAACGGGAAAGGGAUCACCGGUGUGUCGGUCCUGCGGGCAGGAGAGACCAUGGAGCCCGCCCUGAGGGCCGUGUGCAAGGACGUACGCAUCGGCAAGAUCCUAAUCCAGACCAACCUGGACUCAGGCGAACCAGAGCUGCAUUACCUGCGUCUGCCCAAAGACAUCAGUGAAGAUCAUGUCAUCCUAAUGGACAGCACGGUCUCUACCGGCGCUGCUGCCAUGAUGGCAGUCCGAGUCCUAUUGGAUCAUGAGGUGCAGGAGGAUAGGAUUGUGCUGGUAUCGCUGUUGAUGGCCGAGCUCGGCGUGCACUCUGUGGCAUACGCCUUCCCGAAGGUCAAAAUCAUCACCACCGCUGUGGACAAGAGCCUGGACGAUUUAUUACAUGUAAUCCCUGGUAUCGGGGACUUCGGGGAUCGCUACUUUGGGACGGACGGAUCCGAUGGCUGGAGUGAGGACGAGGACCAGGACCAGCCGUCAUACUGA
Messenger RNA from Scomber japonicus (chub mackerel), 1554 nucleotides. It is a transcript of the gene uckl1a, whose product is annotated as uridine-cytidine kinase 1-like 1a. Bases 1 to 1554 code for a protein of 517 amino acids. Lineage: Eukaryota; Metazoa; Chordata; Actinopteri; Scombriformes; Scombridae. The transcript has 15 exons. Gene Ontology annotation, cellular component: cytoplasm. Gene Ontology annotation, molecular function: ATP binding; kinase activity. The record is from RefSeq and is a predicted model, not a curated record.